UGGCAACCUUAUCAUUGUUGAUAGACACAUUCGCCAUUGCAGCCAGCCAAAAUCAGCAACCUCAAGCUUUAGCAGUUGGUUUCUCUUUCUCCUCAAUUCAAGAACUAAUAAAGUAUGGCAACCAUUUCAGCUACCUCAUCAAUCACCAUUGCAGCUUCUCUUUCAUACAAGCCAUCAUCACUCAAGCUCACCACCCCAAUUGCCAUUGGGUUGCCAACAAUGGCGAAGAAAGUGAAAGUGAUGUGUUCUAUGAAGGAGGAGGAGGAAAAGAAUAGCUCUAGCGUUGGCAUGAGUGCUGCAUCGCUGUUAGCUGCAGCAGUCAUGUCAAGCUCACCGGCUAUGGCUCUGGUGGAUGAGAGAAUGUCCACCGAAGGAACUGGACUUCCCUUUGGGUUGAGCAACAACCUUCUUGGGUGGAUCUUGUUUGGUGUAUUCGGCUUGAUAUGGGCUCUUUACUUUGUUUACACUUCAUCCCUCGAAGAAGAUGAGGAGUCUGGAUUGUCCCUCUAAACCCAUAAAAGUGUAACUUCAAAUUUUAAUUUUUGGUGUUUUUUCAUUGUAAUGAAAACUACUGCAUGUCCAAUGUGUGUAUAAUUGGUUAUUGAUGUACGUAUCUAA
Molecule: messenger RNA, 618 nt
Organism: Gossypium arboreum
Lineage: Eukaryota; Viridiplantae; Streptophyta; Magnoliopsida; Malvales; Malvaceae
Product: photosystem II reaction center W protein, chloroplastic-like
Exons: 2
Coding region: 115-510 (131 amino acids)
Biological process (GO): photosynthesis
Cellular component (GO): photosystem II; chloroplast
Source: RefSeq, a predicted model, not a curated record